Molecule: messenger RNA, 3110 nt
Organism: Drosophila sulfurigaster albostrigata
Lineage: Eukaryota; Metazoa; Arthropoda; Insecta; Diptera; Drosophilidae
Gene: Dd
Product: CTD nuclear envelope phosphatase 1 homolog
Exons: 4
Coding region: 1290-2021 (243 amino acids)
Molecular function (GO): protein serine/threonine phosphatase activity
Source: RefSeq, a predicted model, not a curated record
UUUUAACGAUAACAAUAGCACGCUCACAGCGAUCAAUCUUUUAUUUUUUCACAAUUUAUUUUGUUGGACUGGCUUUUAGCCAAAUUGAUUAAAGUAGCGAGUGUAUGUGUGUGUUGUGUGAGUGUAUGUUUAUGCAUGUGUGAGCGUGCGAAUUAUUAAACAAAAAAGCAAGAACCAGAUUACUCAAUAUCAAAGUGCAAUAUUCAUUUGCCGCGCCAACAAGCAUCUGAAGAAAAAUGGUUCAAUAAACACGAAAGAAAAAUACCAAAUCGAAAUUAACUGUAUUUUUUGUUUGUGUGCACAACAAUUAACGAAUAAAAUAUACAAAAAGUUAAUAAAAAAAAAAAGAAAAAGUUUGCCAGCAGAGCGUCAGAGAAAAACGAAAAAUAACAACAAUUGUGACAGCAGCAGCAAACAGCAAUAGACCCGCAGAAGUGAGAGAAAGAGUGCGAGAGAGAGCUAUAGAGUGGGAGAGCAGCAACAACCACAAACAAGAACAGCAGCAACAGCAACACUUCAGCGCAGUGAUGAGAAAAGUGAUGAAACACACUGGGAGCCCAACAACACAAGUGUUAAAUGUAAAAUAAAAACGUGCGGCAGAUAGACGUGUGCAUACGACAUACAUAUGUAUAUGUAUAUGUAAAUAGUAAUAGAAACACAUCGAACAAAACUGCAAAAAUCAACGGUCAUCCUUUUUGUAGGCGCUCUCCGGCUUUGCACAGCACGCUUGUGUGUAUUAAAUAUCGAUUUUGUUACCCUCUGCGCGCCUCUCGUUGAUUGCACAUGUGUGCGUGCGUAUGUAUGUGUUGUAUAUGUGCAGUUUGAAGCGCGAGCUUGUGUGCGAGUGUGUAAAAAAACAAUAAUUGCGAUAUCGAUAACGAUAAUACGAUACGAUAGUGCAAAAUAAAUACAAACAAAACAAAAAAAAUUUUGAGCGCGUUAUCAAAAGCACACGGAACACAGCAAUAACAAGCACAGCUACAACUAUAAAGCCGGCGGCGUGUUUUUUGUUGUUUUUUUUUUUGCAUUUAGUGAGUGAACGAGGGAGCUUUUGUUAUUUUUUCGUUUUUUUUUUUUUUGUUUUUGCUUUGCUUUUCGCUCUGGUGUGUGUGUUUUUUGGUUUUCACUUAACCAAGAUCCAAAGCGUAACAACAAUAAUAAUAAUAAUAGUGAAAAACGACGUUGACAACGGACAACGCAGCAGCCAGGGCAAAAUAGUAAAAAGAAGAAUAUUAGCGACAUUUGUUUUUUUUUUUUUUGUGAGGAGGUAAGAAGAGAACUUCUUACCAAUGAUUUCGCUGUUGCAAAUGAAGUUCCAUGCGCUGCUUUUGCUGCUGUCAAAGGUCUGGACAUGCAUAUGUUUCAUGUUCAAUCGCCAAGUGCGCGCUUUUAUCCAGUAUCAGCCGGUUAAAUAUGAACUCUUCCCGCUGUCACCGGUGUCGCGGCAUCGACUCAGUUUGGUGCAGCGCAAAACUUUGGUGUUGGACUUGGACGAGACGCUGAUACACUCACAUCACAAUGCGAUGCCCAGGAAUACGGUGAAGCCGGGCACGCCGCACGAUUUUACCGUUAAAGUGACGAUCGAUAGACAUCCAGUGCGAUUCUUUGUGCACAAACGGCCGCAUGUCGAUUACUUUUUGGAUGUGGUAUCGCAAUGGUAUGAUCUGGUUGUGUUUACGGCCAGCAUGGAGAUCUAUGGAGCUGCUGUUGCUGACAAAUUGGACAACGGCCGCAAUAUAUUGCGGCGUCGAUACUACAGACAGCACUGCACGCCCGACUAUGGCUCCUAUACCAAAGAUUUGUCAGCCAUAUGCAGUGAUUUGAAUAGGAUAUUUAUAAUUGACAAUUCGCCUGGGGCAUAUCGGUGUUUUCCAAAUAAUGCAAUCCCCAUUAAAAGUUGGUUCUCCGAUCCAAUGGAUACAGCAUUAUUAUCGUUGCUGCCCAUGCUCGACGCGCUGAGAUUUACCAACGAUGUGCGUUCGGUGUUAUCGCGAAAUCUUCACCUGCAUCGCCUGUGGUAGCAGGUGUGCCGCCACCAAGUGUAGCUAAUGCAACAAAUUUAACAUCAACAUCAGAUGCGAAGUUACAAAUUAAAAUUAGCAACAACAGAAACAGAAUCAACAACAACAAGAUGAAACAACAACAAAAGAAACAGAAAAAAAAUAAGGUGGUGCUGUGACACAUAAACGAAUUUUAUGUUUAAUAAUAGGACAGAAUGAAUGGAUCGAUUUUUCUAUAAUCUGUAUUACAUUUUCAAUUAAUGCAACGUUUUCUAACUAAUUAUACAUAAUGUUCGUAUCAUUUAACUACAUAUGAAUAUAUAUUUAUAUACAUGCAUAUAUUUAUAUAUAUAUACAAUAUCGAUUAUACAAUUCUUUGUGCUAGAAAAUUAAAUUGUUUGCGUUAUUUUUGUACUAUAAUGAUGAUGAAGACGAUGAUGAUGUAGAUGUUGAUGUUGAGACAAGAAACUACAGUAUGUUUUUCAGGCAGGCAAAUAAAAUAAAUAAUUAUGUUGACACACAAACAGACAUAGACACACCUUACACACACACACACACAUAUAUACAUUAUAUAUCAUAAAAACACUUUAGCUAAGACAACUACAACACAUACACAUAUGCAUAGAUAUAUACAUUAUAUAUAUAUUUAUGUUAGGCAUAGUUUGUUGUAAUUACAUUAAAAUUAAUUAUUAUUAUUAUUAUAAUUACUAUUAUUAAAUGCAAGCCACAAGGCAAGAAACAUUGUUUUCUAUAUAUACAUACAACAGCAACAACGUAAAGAUUAAUGAACUUUUGUAUAGGUUUUUUUUUGUGUAAAAACAAAUCAGGCAACAAAUAACUUUUAAACCUCUAUAGUUUUCGUUAAAAAACAAUCAAGAAAAACGAAACGAAAAUGCAACCAAAACUAAAUUUUCAAAGGACUAAGUGUAUAUGUUAAAGGAAAAACCAAAAACAAGAUUGAAAAGUAAAAGGAUUAUGUUAACUCUUAAGAUUAAUUAAUUAGAGAUGCCUGCAUGCAGGCAAAAAUGGCAUUGAAGGCGUACUAUAUUUGUAUUUAAACUUGAAUAAGACGAUGAGAACUAUUAAAGCAUAAAACCAAAAAACAUAAAA